CUGAGCCUUCAUCCUCUUGAGCUUCUGCUCAUAUGCAGGUUUUUCUUGACCCCGGGGACAGGCAGCUUGGCCUAGCGCAGACAGCACUGUGCUUAGGGUAUGGUAGACCAAGGACAAAUCCCAGCCAGUCAUUCACUUUUCUUCUGUCUCCUCAUCUGAAAUGCCACCUUCUCAGACUCGUUGGUGUAAAACAAGGUUUAUAAGGACAGGCUUUUUCUUGGUGCCUGGCACAUAACAGAAGAAUGUUAGUUGGAUCAGAAUAUACACAUAAAAAUAUCUGCUUCCUGCUGUACUGAAUAAUUAUUGAAUGGACAGUUGUCCCUAGCCUAGAAAGCCAGUGCUUCUAAUCCUUGAACCAGAUUUUUGGCUGCCUUUUCAGCUGCCUCUUUAAUACCCUUGCUUGCUUCUUUGUCUGUCCUAUUUUAAUCCUUUUCCUCCCUAGCAGAAGUGAGUUUAAAUCGUUUGUCCAAACUGAAGUCCUCAUGCUCUUAGGAAGGGAUGCCUUUGCCAGUGGGAUUUCUGACAAAUGACUGCUGUGCCUGAAACCAGAGGGAGAUGGGCUUGACAUGCCACCAUUCUUCUUCAGGUCUUCUUGUUGCUGGGAAAGGCAGAGUCAGCACUAGCAUAUUAAAUCCUGUUCCCUGAGCCAGCUCCUCCCUCUUUUGUUUUACCACUUCCCUACCUCUGCAGUCCUUUUUCAGGUGUCAACGUGACUUGUUUUCUCUGAACUAUUUCAAUGCCACAUUAUAAUUUUCUUCCUUUCCUUGAUCAUUAUGUAACCAAACCAGGGAGAAAUUUUUGUCAGACCAGCCUGGGAGACAAUGUGCCAUGGUUGAAAAGAAUAAACUGAAUGAAGACUAGGCAAGCUGCUAUUCAUUCACUUAUUUGGUUUCCUCAUCUGCAUACCGAGAUUGGAUUAGAUAAGCGCGUACCAUUCCCAGAAGACUUAAGUCAUGCCAGGUGAGGAAGCCAGACUCAGAGGUGAAGUAACAUGCCUACUGUCACAGUAGAUAAGAGGCAGAGUCAGGACUCAAAUGCAGUCUCCCUCACCAGUCUGUCUACUUGGCCUUGUUGCUGAAGUGAUUUAGUGAUGUGUGCAGCUCCACAGGCAGGUAGGCCUUUCUGGGUGAGGACUUGAGGACUCACAACACCAGAACUGAUUAUGAAGCAGUCACUGCAGAGGACCAGCAUACGUAUCUCAGGAUUUCCCGUGUGCACCAAGUGUCACAGAGCAGAGUCUCCAUCCUCAGGAAGCCUCACUAGUCUCUUUCCUCCCGACAGCCAAGUAAGUCAGAAGACGGAUAUCGGCAGCAACUCUGUGCUACCAUUAGACAUCAGGCAGGUUACCUCACUUCAUCGGUAGAAUUGAAAUGAACCCACCCCUCGGGUAUGCUGACAGCUCUGGUGACCAAGAUACUCCUGUGAGUCAGGGCUCCCUGUACACAGCUGAUAUGUUUGGUAAAUCCCUUUGGGAUCCAGAGAGAAAAUAUAGGCAUUGGUGGGAGCUGUUGUCUUCUGUCCUUCAGGAACCAGCCGAAGGUUUCUUAACCUGAGGAUCUCCCAGAAGUCCAUGGACCUCAGAAAUUCUAGGCAGUAUUCUGCAUAUUUGCAUUGCAAAUAACAGUUUAACCUGCAUUGGAUACUUACUAUGGAGCAGGUUCUACAUAAAUAUCUCAUUCCUUCUUCUCAAGAACCAUGUGGUAGUGAGUAGUUUUAUUAUCUUCAUGUGAUAUGUAUGGAUUUUGAGGCUCAUAAAUCUAGUAAUGGCAGAACUGGGCAUGAGCAGCCUCUUAUCACUGUUCUGGUUACUUUGACACUUGCUGAGGAAAGGCGAAAGAUUUCUCAAAGGCACUCAUGAUACAGAAAAAGCUACAAGCCAUGGUUCUAAAUGAAGGAAGAAGAGAUUAUGUAGGUUUGCUCUGUCCCAGUAAAGAACCUGAGUGGGGAAUUCUGCCUCAGGUAAAGCCUUUUUCUAUUGUCAUUCUCAGUUGUUUCCCAGGGCCUUUCUAACUGAGUACUAAAGAUCCAAUGUGCUGGAAUUGCAAAGACUCUUAGAAUCACCCCUCUUCAAGAAGGGCCAGAGGGACUGGGAAAGGAGUGAAGAUUACUGUGGAGGAGAGGAGUCAGCUUUCCCCACUCUGAGGUGGCAACGGGAGGGUGUGUGCAGGCUCUCCUUCACGGCCAUCCUCAGGCUGCUGUUCUCUAUGGCUAAGGACAUUGCAUUCCAAAUCCAGAGGGAGCGUGUCCUGACAUCAUGGGGAUGCAGGAGCUCCGGGUUUAGGGUUGUUCAGGGGAGUGUGGUAAUGAGCUCUCACAGAGGCCCUCCUGUAGCCCCACUGAGAUGAAGUGCCCCGCCCCCUGCAGAGAGCAGAGAGGAGUGGAAGGAGGUGUCAGAGAACAAGGUGAGGCUUAGGCCCAGAUCCCAUGCCAGUAACCCUCAGGCCUGUGAGCCAAAUGCAUCUGCUUUUGGGGUAAAGUUGCUAUGGAGCUUAGAGUUAAGAGAUUAUUCUUCCCGUCCUCACAGUACCAUCAGCUGCUGAGUGACUAUGGACCCUCAUCCCUUGGCUACACCCAGGGAACUGGGAACAGCCAGGUACCCCAAAGCAAAUAUGCUGAGCUGCUGGCCAUCAUCGAAGAGUUGGGAGAAGAGAUCAGGCCCACCUACGCGGGAAGCAAGAGUGCCAUGGAGAGACUAAAACGAGGCAUCAUUCACGCUAGAGGACUGGUUCGGGGGUGCUUGGCUGAAACAGAAUGGAAUGCCAUAUCCAGCCGCCUCGUUAGCUUGGAAGGCUUUCCAUCUUUUUACAAGAUGAGAAGUUAUAGUUCAUCUCCCCUAUUCAGAUGAAACUCAUGUUUUCAAAAUGUUAAAAAAAAAAAAAAAAGAGAAA
Choloepus didactylus (southern two-toed sloth) is the source of this 2888-nucleotide messenger RNA. RefSeq names its product cyclin-dependent kinase 2-associated protein 1-like. The transcript has 2 exons. Gene Ontology annotation, cellular component: nucleus; cytoplasm. NCBI's taxonomy places the organism in Eukaryota, Metazoa, Chordata, Mammalia, Pilosa, Megalonychidae. The coding region runs from base 2483 to 2845 and encodes 120 amino acids. The record is from RefSeq and is a predicted model, not a curated record.